AUUGCUAAAUAUUUGUCAAAGACCACUGAUGUUGGACAUUAACCUUUGGCUGCAUUAGUAUUUCUGCGACUGAAACAAGGCAACACUGAAGAACCACUAUGAAACGCACACUGUGGCUACUUCUUCUCCUUCUGAUUGGACUGUGCAUUGCUGAUCAUGCUACUAAACAACAAAAACCAUCGAGGAAACAGAAAGUGGAUCAUUCAGAAUGCAGCAAGCAGACCUCUGCUGCAACACUGAUGAACUCUAGUCUCCCAUCUGGAAAUGAGGAGCAGAUCCCUACAGUGCUUUCUUUUGCUAAUGUGUCUCAAAUGAGCAGUGAUUUUGGGUUCAAUCUCUACAGAAAAAUUGCAAAUAAACAUGACAAUAACAUCUUUUUCUCGCCAUUUAGCGUGUCAUUGGGACUUUCUUCUUUAUUGCUUGGAACAAGAGGAAAUACAUAUGACCAGCUAUUACAUGGGUUGAACUAUAACCCAUUUAAAGACCAGGAAAAUCCCUAUUUGCUGCCAGAAUUGCUGAAAACAAUUAAGGAAAAAAUUGCCAAAAAUGAGGAGUUGGUAUUGAACAUAGGCAGUCUCUCAUUCUUACACGAAACGUUUUCCAUGAAGGACGAAUUUGUCAACCUGACCAAGAAGUAUUUUGACAUGGAAUACGAACUUAUCGAUUUUCACAGCUCAAAGGCAAAAAACGAAAUCAAUGCUUAUGUUGAAAAACUGACAAAGGGGCUAAUUUCCAAUUUUUAUGAUUUUAUAGAUCCACAAACUAAGCUUCUCCUCCUUGACUAUAUCUUCUUCAAAGGAAAAUGGCAGUAUCCAUUUAAUCCAGCAUUAACUGAAGUAGACUCAUUUUUCAUUGACAAAUACAAUUCUGUGACUGUGCCAAUGAUGUACAAAACAGACAAAGUGGCAUCAGUAUUUGACAAGGAUUUAUCCUGCACUGUGUUCAAGCUACCUUACAGAGGCAAUGCCCACAUGCUAAUCAUCAAGCCAGAGAAAGAGGGAGAUUUUGGGAUUUUAGAAGAUCAUCUAACAAAAGAACUAAUUAACUCUUGGCAAGCAAAAAUGCAAUCAAGAAAAACCGACAUUUUCUUUCCAAAAUUUAAAUUAGAUCAGAAAUACAAACUAAAAUCAUCACUAAAUGAAUUAGGAAUAAAAGAAUUAUUCACUGGAAAAGCAAAUCUGACUGAUCUGACCGAAGAACGAAAUUUAAUGCUAACGGAGAUUACACAGCAAGCCAUGAUAGAAGUAGAUGAAAGAGGGACUGAAGCGGCAGCUGUGGCCGGGGCAGAAAUUAUUGCAUACUCAUUGCCUCUGACCAUCAGAGUGAAUCGUCCAUUCCUUUUUAUGAUAUUUGAAGAAGCCUACCAGUCCUUACUGUUUCUUGGACGCGUCAUGGAUCCAACAAAGCUUUAAAGAGAUUGUCCUCAAUAACAGAGAAUGGAAAAGACAUUUAUUAAAAUCCCAUUUGUAUUGUAUUUGGUGGCAGAUAAUCACUUGAUAUGUUUAUGCCUCUCAUAGCAGAUCCCCAGUUAUGGUAACACGGGGCCACGUCAGAAAAUGUAUAGAUUUUUUCUUUUUAAGAAUUUUUUUUUCCUAGCCAUGUGCCAUUUUGUCUUGAGGAGUCAGGUGUGAAAUGACUUGUGCUUAUCUGCCACGAAAUGAUGUGUUUGUGUUUAUCUGCAUUUUAGAAACCUCUAACAAUAAAAAUCACCCACAGCCUCUAGCCAAAAAGGAAAAUUUACAUAUAGAGUUAAUUUAAAUCGAUUCAUGCGCUGAAAACACUGAACAGCGGAAACCUAAAAAUGUCAAUAAGAUUUAAUUCACUGAUUAAUUCAUUCAGCUCCCCUUUAGUCAAACUCACUAUUCAUCAUAGGUAAUACAAGCCGUGAACCUCACCUCUUAAAAGGGUAGUUUUUACAUUAACUUUUUGUAUGUUAUAAAAUGACCAAUUUUUAACAACUUUUUUUAAUUGGUCUUAUUUUUUUAAUUUGAAUAGAUUUGUUUUGUUUUUUUUAAUUACUUGUCUUUACUCUCUCCAGAUUUAAAUGGGAGUCACUGACCCUCCAGCUAAAAAACUCUGUUUGAGGCCACAUUUUUAGGGGCAGAUUUAUAAAAACGUAUUAACAGAAUAUAUGCUUUAAGUCCAACAUUAAGUUCCAACUUCUGUGGUACAGAGGGCCGGAAUUUUUCUGACCUACAUGGUGGAGGGCCGAUAAUGAAAGCUGGUUUUGGCCCUUCCCUUUUUUUCAAACUACACCUAUGUUAUCACAUGAGCUUUUAAGACCAUACCCACAUUAAUAGCGUGGUAGCGCAGCAAAAACCCAAACGGUUGGUGCUCACUGCAGGGGUAUCAACCAUCAUUCAUAUGUGAAAGAAUGAUAUAAUGUCAUAUUAAGACACACCCUUAAAUCCAUAUGUCUCCUCCUCCUGUGAGGAUAGCACAGCACCCCCCAGCAUAUAAUUACACACCUUAGGGCCCCCACACUCAGGUUGAGCCACUCUUAAGUAGUAAUCUUUGUGCUUCUGAAAUGUGCCCUUCUGUGUAUACAGUGCUUUAUGCAAGAUUUUUGUCACCUACUAUGUCCCUUCCUUGCAUGUCAUUCAUUAAAUGCAAGGUAUGAAUGCCAGGGGAUAAUACGAGCACCAUAGCCAUGUACUUAAUGCCGUCUUAGGUCAACUACUUUGCUCUAUCAUGUACCCAGUAAUUAAAUAUUUAUAUUAUCAAUAUAUGUGAGGGUACAGUAAUGCUAUUUACCUACUCAUAGGUAAAAGGAAAUGGCUCUUUGCUAACUUUAGAAAGUGUAUGCAACUAUUUUGCCACGUUAAACAAGGGUACUUGCACAUGUAAAAGACACUUAAUACAAAUGUUGAUGCAUGGUAAGGCCUACUAAGCCUUCCGCAGUUUCCCAAAAAAAAGUGGCCAUGCAAGUAGUGGAAGAGAUUUCAUUAAUAUGGGAAAUAAUAAAAAGUAUAUUAGGCUUCACCUUAAUACUGACUAAUUACAGUUGUUGAGGACAACUUUUGUAAAGUAAACCCAUGUUGAAGGAAUGCUCUAUUUCCUAGGACACACACUAAAUUAGAUUUUUGCUUUAGCUCACCUUACUUGCUGUCUACUCUGUACUACAUACUAGCAACCUUCUUUUAAAAGGCUUAAUUAUGAAAAGACCAAUAUGAACAGUAAUAAAGUCUAAUUAAGAUCAGGACCUCAGCAAUCUCUUUAAACAAGCGAAAAAAAAUAGUUGUUUUUCAGUUCCUUUAAAGGGUGCCUUUUUAGGUUUGAAUUUCUGUUAUGAAAACAUUGAAAGGGAUACUGAAACUAAAAUCAUGAAGGUACAUUAUGACAAAAAAGCAGUUUCCUAGGCAUGAUGUUCACUGGGAGUUGGGUUGCACUCUGCAUUCAGCUAUGUAAGUGUGCAGCAAAUCCCCUCAGGAGUCAGGCCAGGAAAUCUGAAGGGCUUUGCUGCCAGAACUUGGACAGUGAAAAACAAAAAGGGCUCAUCCAAAAAAAUCAGGUCUUGGAGAUGACAUACAAUGAUAGAGUAAAAGUGUCAAUAAGAAUCAUUCGCAUCAAACACUGAAGUAGCAAUCAUGCAUAUAUAGGCACAAUGGUUGCACAACAAAGGUGUAUUUGCGUCUAAAGCUGUUCUUUGCUGCUCCUACUUGGUGCCACUACUUCCAUCCUGCUUCCUCUUGUGAAUCAUGCACAGUGCACCUACUGACAAAGGGAACCCUCCUGCCUGCCUCAAAGGACACAGCAGCUUGGGGGUUCCCACUAUGGCCUAAGCUAAAUGAUGCAGACAAACAGAUAUUCAGCUCAAUUUUGUUUGAUUAUCAUUAAACUGCAAGUGCAACUAUGAUUGUUUUAACAAAUUGGCUGCAUUUGUGUCAGAAGCAUUGUCCCCUCAAAGCCACAAUGACACAGGACUUACAAGAAACAAAUCUGAAUUGUGGGUAAUAAAAACAAGGCAACUUGCACCAGAAAUUGCACUUGCACUUGUGAUUGAGGCCUAUAUUUUAACAAUGAAAUAUCUAAAUACUUUCUUGCUCUUUGCCCCUAGUAUCUAUGAAGAUGUUACUGGUUCAACUUGUAGUUUUAGCCUUGUCUACACUGCCACUGUUGCUCAGGCUGACUUGCCACAAGCUUGAUUAUCACCUUGCAUAGCCCUCCUACAUUUCUAUAAUCUCCAAAAAUACAGUAACAGUUCUGGCAUGGCAGCAUCUGAACCAACUAUAAUAGAACUCUGUGCAGAAAAUGUGAACAUGCCAGUUUUUAUAGAGCUUUGUGUCUUUAAUAUAUACCCUUUAACAGAUAUGAACUGUGUUGUAAAUCCCAUCAUUUAAAAUGUUGCAUACUAUGAAGAUAAUAAAAUGCCUUCUUACUACUGAA
This is a messenger RNA of Xenopus tropicalis (tropical clawed frog), 4386 nucleotides long. RefSeq names its product serpin peptidase inhibitor, clade A (alpha-1 antiproteinase, antitrypsin), member 10 (gene serpina10). Gene Ontology annotation, molecular function: serine-type endopeptidase inhibitor activity. Gene Ontology annotation, cellular component: extracellular region. Gene Ontology annotation, biological process: blood coagulation. The transcript is spliced from 5 exons. The record is from RefSeq and is a predicted model, not a curated record. Lineage: Eukaryota; Metazoa; Chordata; Amphibia; Anura; Pipidae. Bases 99 to 1412 code for a protein of 437 amino acids.